GCGGCAGGACGCGGCGCGAAUGGGAGGGCGGACGCGCUGGCCCCCUUGGCCAGCGGCGCGACCCAGGGGUUAGCGCGCGCCGCACCUGCAAUCAAUUCAACGCGCAGAAGGACUCGCAGCAGCAAAAGGAGCUGCAGCGACGGCCGGGCGACUUGCGCCAGAAGCGGUGA
This is a messenger RNA of Monoraphidium neglectum, 170 nucleotides long. RefSeq lists its product as hypothetical. NCBI's taxonomy places the organism in Eukaryota, Viridiplantae, Chlorophyta, Chlorophyceae, Sphaeropleales, Selenastraceae. The record is from RefSeq and is a predicted model, not a curated record. The transcript has a single exon. The annotation marks the transcript as partial.